GAACCAUUGAGGACCGGGAGCUUCAGUGCAGAGGUAUGACUGGUCAUCAUGCAUAGAUCACUCUGUUUGUUUAAAAGAGCUUACCAGGGCUUUGGUAGAGCAGCAGAUGAACAGGGAGAACCUGGUGUAUAGAACUGGUCAGGCGUCCUGCACAUGUCUGUCUGAGGCUUUACCACAAGGUUCAUUGAACUGUGUUGUUCUGUAGUUACUGGUCAGGGGACCAGUAUGGGCCAUUCACUGGGAGCUUCAAGGCAGGGUGGGAUUUCUUGGUGUAGGCAUAAAAAAUGUUUUGGUCAAGAAUUAACUUCAUUAUUUAUAUGUUCAGUUAAUAUCUCCCUCUGUAUCCCUCUCUCCUAUCUCUCUCUCUCCAUUUCAGCACUGAGACAGAAGGACAUAAUGGCUCUGACCAACCCAAUGAACCCUGUGAACCCCAUGCCCAUGGGCCCAUGGAAGAUCACAGUGUACGACCAGGAGUACUUCCAGGGAAAGCGUGUGGAGUUCACCGCCUGCUGCCAGAACAUCAUGGAGUGUGGCAUGGAGAACAUCCGCUCCCUGAAGAUCGAGUGUGGAGCCUGGGUUGGGUAUGAGCACUCCAGUUUCUGUGGCCAGCAGUUUGUCCUGGAGAAGGGAGACUACCCCCGUUUUGAGGCCUACAGCGGCAGCAACUCCUACCGUAUCGAGAGGAUGAUCUCGUUCAGACCCAUCUGCUCCGCUAGCCACAAGGAGUCCCGUAUGACCAUCUAUGAGAAGGAGAACAUGAUUGGUCGCCAGUUUGAGAUGUGUGAUGACUACCCCUCCCUGCAGGCCAUGGGCUGGUUCAACAACGAGGUUGGAUCCAUGCACAUCCAGAGCGGAGCCUUCGUGUGCUACCAGUUCCCCGGCUACCGUGGCCACCAGUACAUCAUGGAGUGUGACUGCCACGGAGGAGAGUACAAGUGUUACCGUGAGUUUGGCUCCCACGCCCAGACCCCUCAGAUCCAGUCCAUCAGGAGGAUUCAGCACUGAGCAGGAAACACCUUCUUCAUCCCUCCUCCACUCCUCCUCUUCUUCUACUUCCUACUCCUCAUCCCUCUCUUCUCUCCCCUCUCCUACUACUCCACCUUCUCUCCCUCGCCCAUCCUGGUUCCGCUGGUCCAGCUAGUCCAGGCAGGAUUGCGGGCCGGGCCUCAGGUGCUUACCGGCGAAGUCACAUGUUCACGGCACUUAUUUUUUUAAACCAUCAUGAAAAACCAAAGGAAGAACGAAUUGAAAGACAGAGGGAAUGACAGAGAUGAGAGAAAGAGUAAUGAAUCCUCGACACCUCCCGGAGGCUGGAACGCCAAACCUUUUUUGCUCCUCUUCGUCCACGACAUCAUCAUUAUCAUCAGCUUCUUCUUCAUCAUCAUCAUCACUAUUGCCUGUCACUGUAGUUGUGAUGGUAAAACAUUGUAUGAG
Messenger RNA from Salvelinus namaycush (lake trout), 1434 nucleotides. Its product is annotated as beta-crystallin A1-like. The coding region runs from base 226 to 1005 and encodes 259 amino acids. NCBI's taxonomy places the organism in Eukaryota, Metazoa, Chordata, Actinopteri, Salmoniformes, Salmonidae. The transcript is spliced from 4 exons. The record is from RefSeq and is a predicted model, not a curated record. Gene Ontology annotation, molecular function: structural constituent of eye lens. Gene Ontology annotation, biological process: visual perception; lens development in camera-type eye.